UGAAACUGCUUUACUUUCUCAUGGUACUAGAAGGCAGAAACGUGAAAUUUCACAAAAACAAAGGCUUGUUUUGAGCUGAUUCAAACCCUAAGUUCAUCAUCAACACAGCCUGAAUGGGAGCUGUAUCCAUGAACAUUUAUCUCUGCAAACCAUCAUUUGUUGAACUGCAGUGUUGAAAAGUGCACAGAGUUGUUUCUAGCUGUAAAAGAAGCUUGGCUUGAAACAUGGAUGUCAAAGAGAAGAUUGCUCCUUUUACAGGAUUCGUCAAUGCACCAUCUGAUGACCAGCAUUUCUUGCUUAACUUCAUCAUGAGUACUUUCUUGGGUCCUGAUUUGUACUCUGAUAACCCAAGAUGCUCAGCAGCUCAUAGAUUAGCUAAAGGGUUACCACCAUACACUUCAAACAACCUUGGUGACUCGUUUCUCCGCAUUUCUCAAUUGGAGAACUUGUAUUACUAUGUCCUAAGAAAUGCUCAUCCUAGCCUGGUUUUGAAUCCAAUUACGCUGUGUUUGUAUCUUAAAGGCAAGUUGCAUUUGUCGGGCUCAGAGCCACUAGAGGAUUGUAGGCUAUUUACAAGUUUUUUCCCUUUAAGUAUUCAUGGCCAUAAAAAGGACUCGGCAAGCCAGGAAAUUGUGAAGGGGAUUGUACUUAUUGAGAAUCCAGAUACAUCUUACAUGAAAGAGGACCUAGAAAAGUUCAAAUGGUUAUCUGGCGUGGAUAGUUUGAAGAUUGAUACGAAGAAAUGCCUAAGUUAUGAGCAUGAAUCCCAGAAAGGUGGAGAAGAAACUGAACAAUUUCGCAUGCCAAAGAGUGACGAGAAAACUGCUGGCACUAUUUCAUCAAGAAAUGAGAAACCACCAGCUAUGUUUCAACAUAAAUACAAAAGGCGUCGCCGUUGCAGUCUUUCAGUGUCGGAAUUUCACUGUGGUGUUUCUCAUCCACAAGGGCAUAGUGAAGAAAGCAACACUUUUGGGAGGAGCUGCAAAUUGGAUGGGCCCACUACAAUGCCUCGUAUUGCUUUUCCUAAAUUCAAAGAUUAUUUCACUGAUAAGUCUGUCAUUUUGACUGGUACAGCAAGAAGGGAGUUAACUGGACCCCCAAUCGGAAUUGUUGACAUAGGCAUUAGCAAAGCUGCAUACUUUUUCCAAGUUGCUCUUCCUGGUGUGCGUAGCGAUUCUUGUGAAUUCAGUUGUGAGAUUGAAUCUGGUGGAAAGGUUCAUAUCCAAGGGUCAACAAGCGGUGGAAAGAUCAUAAAGAAACGAUCACGUGUUUUCCAUAUGAAAUCUCAGCAAAUGUGCCCACCUGGUCCAUUCACAGUUUCUUUUAAUCUUCCAGGACCUGUCGAUCCAAGGCUGGUUUCACCCAAGUUCAGAACUGAUGGCAUUUUUGAGGCAGUUGUCAUAAAGCAAAAGUAAAAUGGGGUGAUCUUCAUGCACUUGGACAGCCUUAGACUCCUAGCAUCUAGAAACAGUGGAACACCACUGCAAUUUUGCUCAACAUUGAUGGUAAUUCCUAUGCUAUGUACACUUUGAAGAACUUGAUAUUGUUCAAUGUAGGAACAAGGGAUGGUUGAAGAAAAUAAGGUUGUAGUUGUAGCUUGUUCAGCUAAUGUCUUCCUCUGUAAUAUAUAUAAAGAAAGUGGAGUGUGGAUCUAGCUUUAAGUGGGCCAGAUUUCAUUUUGUU
Populus nigra (black poplar) is the source of this 1683-nucleotide messenger RNA. Its product is annotated as increased DNA methylation 3. The transcript is spliced from 3 exons. NCBI's taxonomy places the organism in Eukaryota, Viridiplantae, Streptophyta, Magnoliopsida, Malpighiales, Salicaceae. The record is from RefSeq and is a predicted model, not a curated record. The coding region runs from base 225 to 1415 and encodes 396 amino acids. Gene Ontology annotation, cellular component: nucleus.